AUGUCCAGCUUCGGAUUGCAGGGGAAACUAGUCUUGGUAACAGGUGAGCUUCUCUGAACAUUUUGUUACCUAAAAUGUGAUAAACACAUCUGGAAAGUUUAAAUUAAGAAAGAAUAAAUGAUUUUUAAAACAAAAUAACAAUAAACAGUUUUUAAUUUCAGGAGCUGCUCGGGGUGUCGGAGCUGCUACAGCUAAGAAAUUCGCGUUAAACGGAGCCAAUGUUAUACUUGUCGACAUCAUCGAAGAUGUCCUCCAACAAACCGUGCGGAAAGUCAAACAAGGUGACAGUUUCUACUGGUUUAUCGACACAAACAAAAAAUUGUCUGAUCUGGAAAAAUUUCCGAUAAUUUUUGUGGCAACCCGUAUUAUUUUCAAAAUGUUGUGACAUUUCAUGUAAUUAUUAUAAAAAAUUUUGGCGGAGAAAAGAAAUAUUUUUGAGAAGAAACUGCAACCUUUGAUUUCGAUUUCUUUUGCAUAUGAUAUUUUAAAUUUUUAAAAAUUUACGUUGUUUUCAGAAUUUCCGAACGUGACUGUUGUUGGUGAAGUUUGUGAUGUUAGCAAGCUCGAAGAUGUUGAGAAUUUGGGAGAACGGGUUAAGCGACAGUUUCCUCAAUCUAUUGACGUUCUUGUCAACAAUGCUGCUAUUGUUCGGAUCCAAGAUUACGUUGAUAUUACAGAAGAAGACUUCCAGAAGGUUAUCUCCACCAAUUUGUUCUCCGUUCAUUGGGUAUGUUUAGAUGAAUUUACAGGCUUUGUACAAUGAAACUGAACGUAAAGUUAGGCUUGUUUUAUUUACGUAUUGUAUCAUGGUAUGUUACUAUUUUUAACGUUUUUUGACUGUAUUUUUUGUAGUAAUUUUAAUAAAGUUUGCCAUUUUCAGAUGAUUAAAACCUUUACUAAGGAAGCGAUCGAACAGAAAAGGCCAAUGGCCAUUGUCAACAUUUCGUCAAUUACCACAAUCUCAGGAAUGGCAAUGUUGGCUCAUUAUGUGACAGCUAAAAGUGGCAUUCUUGGUCUGACGAAGACAUUGGCCAAAGAGUUGGGCAAGUACAAUAUCAGAGUGAACGCGAUUAAACCAGGCUUUGUUGAUACACCGAUGAACAACCAUUUGACAGCAGAGAAUAGGGCUGAUAUUUGUGAGAAGACACCUCUAGGCAGAAUUGCCCCGCCCGAAGAGAUCGCCAAUGUUAUAGUGUUUUAUGGCUCUGAUCUGGCUAGCUUUUGUACGGGAUCGCUAGUCGAUGUGAAUGGGGGAAUGUCUUGGUAAGGUGUGUCUCUGGUAGAAUGUUGUUUAUGUUCAUAGUCUCUUCAAAGGAUUUAGGUUAUUUGUUGGGCAAAAACAAAUUUUUGAAUUUUUUUAGACCUGCUGUUUGUUACAGUAAGUCUACUGUAUUUCUAGUUUUUGGUUGUCUUAAGCUUAGUUUUGUACAUUAUAUUGUAGCAUAUCAUCUUCACUUCAUCUUAUUGCAUUCACAUACUAA
Molecule: messenger RNA, 1481 nt
Organism: Bursaphelenchus okinawaensis
Lineage: Eukaryota; Metazoa; Nematoda; Chromadorea; Rhabditida; Aphelenchoididae
Source: the annotation of a GenBank genome assembly